AUGGUGCUCCCCAGCAGCAUCACAUCAGCAGCCCGAGCAGUAGCAGCAUCACAUCAGCAGCAGCACAUCAGCAGUCCCAGCAGCAGCAGCAGCAGCAGCAUCACACCAGCAGUCCCAGCAGCAGCAUCACACCAGCAGUCCCAGCAGCAGCAUCACACCAGCAGUCCCAGCAGCAGCAUCACAUCAGCAGUCCGUGCAGCAGCAGCAGUAUCACAUCAGCAGCCCGUGCAGCAGCAGCAUCACAUCAGUAGCAGCAGCAGAACAGCAGUCCCAGCAGCAGCAUCACAUCAGCAGCAUCACAUCAGUAGCAGUAGCAUCACAGCAGUCCCAGCAGCAGCAUUACAUCAGCAGCAGAAUCACAGCAGCAGCAGCAGCAUCACAUCAGCAGCAGCACCAGCAUCACAUCAGCAGCAGCAGCAUCACAUCAGCAGCAGCAGCAUCACAUCCCUAGCAGCAGCAUCACAUCAGCAGCCCAAACAGCAGCAGCAUCACAUCAGCAGCAUCACAUCAGCAGCAGCAUCAUAUCAGCAGCCCCAGCAGCAUCAUAUCAGCAGCAGCCCCAGCAGUAUCACAUCAGCAGCCCGAGCAGUAGCAGCAUCACAUCAGUAG
Ylistrum balloti is the source of this 609-nucleotide messenger RNA. Its product is annotated as protein roadkill-like. NCBI's taxonomy places the organism in Eukaryota, Metazoa, Mollusca, Bivalvia, Pectinida, Pectinidae. The record is from RefSeq and is a predicted model, not a curated record. The transcript has 2 exons. Bases 1 to 609 code for a protein of 202 amino acids.